Messenger RNA from Oryzias latipes (Japanese medaka), 4544 nucleotides. RefSeq names its product transmembrane protein 115 (gene tmem115). The record is from RefSeq and is a predicted model, not a curated record. Gene Ontology annotation, biological process: retrograde vesicle-mediated transport, Golgi to endoplasmic reticulum. NCBI's taxonomy places the organism in Eukaryota, Metazoa, Chordata, Actinopteri, Beloniformes, Adrianichthyidae. Gene Ontology annotation, cellular component: membrane; Golgi apparatus.
GUUUGAAAUCCAUUUCCCAGCGUGCUUUGCGGUCAGCAGUUACGUUCAGGUUACGUGACGCUUUUUCACCGGAUGCUGAUGACGCUAGCAAGCGCCGCAAUGGUUAGCACAGUGUUAGAGAACAAGUGCCUGGAAAUAAAUCACUAAAUUCUCAGCCAAACUUCUCGGUGAAAUUACGGGACUUGUGACGUUAACGAGUGAAGAUGGAUCGGUGUAAAAACACGUGAACUGUUGGCGAGUUAGGCCGUCAACGGAAACGUUCUUUAAAGGCCUGUUUCUUCAAGAUACGGAAAAACCUCGGGAUAACCUGUGGAAAAGCCCCGUCCGAGAGCGCUCAACACCGAGGAGUGGAGCUCCGGAGGAGUUCUGUUUUUAUAACAGACCUGAGAAGAAAACUCUUCCUAAACUAAUCAUUGAAGGUGGAAACCUGGAUGAAGGCUCGCAGAAGCUUCUGGAUUUUGAUGCCCUGUGGAUUCUCACAAGACUCUCCCUCUACUUUUUAACAUCUCACCUGUUGCCAAGGGGCUUCUGUGAUAGAAUCAUCAGUCCUACUGUUAAGCUUCACUACAGACCACGAUGAAUCGUUAUCUGCCUGUGGCACGGCAGCACUUCCUGGCUGCCCUUGCAAGCACCAGUGUGGUAGUCAAAUCCAUAAGUGCCGUUGUGGUCCUGCUCUAUUUGCUGUCGUGGGCUGCUGACACCACGUACGCCCUGGGAGUGACCCCGGGCUUCCUUUUUCCACCUAACUUCUGGGUGUGGACGCUGGUGACCCACGGAGUGGUGGAACAGCACGUGUGGGGCAUGGCGGCGAGUGUGGGGACAGUGAUGGCCUGUGGACGUCUGCUGGAGCCACUGUGGGGGGCUCUGGAGCUCCUCAUCUUUUUUGCAGUGGUCAAUGUGUCUGCAGGGCUCCUCGCAGGUCUGUCUUACCUACUCACCUACGUGGCCACCUUUGACCUGGACUUCUUAUUUGCUGUUCGUAUUCAUGGAGUAGCCGGUUUCCUUGGAGGGGUCUUGGUAGCACUAAAGCAGACUAUGGGCGAUACCACAGUGCUCAGAGUACCACAGGUCAGGUUAAAAGCUGCUCCAGCAUUGGUCCUCCUUCUCCUGGCCUUACUCCGCCUGUCUGGACUCCUCGACGACUCCGCUCCCCUCGCCGCGUUCAGCUAUGGCUCCUUGUCUGGCUGGGUGUACCUGCGCUUCUACCAGAGACACAGCAGGGGCCGAGGGGACAUGUCGGACCACUUUGCCUUUGCAAGUUUCUUCCCUGAGGCGGUGCAGCCGGCUGUCGGACUGCUAGCAGGACUCGUCCACUCGGCUCUGGUAAAGAUGAAGGUGUGCAGAAAGAUGGUGAAGCGAUACGACGUGGGAGCUCCUUCCUCCAUUACCAUCAGCCUGCCGGGGACAGACCCACAGGAUGCUGAGAGGAGGAGACAACUGGCCCUGAAAGCUCUGAAUGAGCGUCUAAAGCGUGUGGAGGAUCAGUCUGCUUGGCCGAGUAUGGACGACGAGGAAGAUGAAGAGGACGAGGAGGUCAGAACCGACCUGCAGCCGCUCCUCCCAGCCGCCCGCGACUCCUCAUCCUCCACACCGAGAGCAGCAGGAGGAACCGUUGGUGCCUCCGCCUCAUCGUCUGGAUCACAGAGCGCUGGAGCGCCACCAACGGGCGGAGUGCAGCACCCAGAGUCCAGCAUUAUCAUUUUUGAUGACGCACCGACUAGAUCAUAGCAAAACGGACGCACACACAGUGAUUUGGUGUCACGGGAAAGAAUACUAGUGUUUUCACCAUCCUUGACUAGUAAACGUGUUCAGUGACGACGGUAAGAGCCGCACUGGGUAUCUCGAACAGCGAGACAAUACACAUGAUGGGCAGUACUGGGACAGGACUGUGCAGUGCUUUCAGUUUAAAGAGGCUGGAUGUUUUUUCUCAGCUUAUUCGGGUAAACUGAUGACUUCAUUCUUCUCCUUCCUACAUUCGGCUGAAAGUCAAAACUUUCUGUCUUGUUUGGACUGAAUACCAACUUGCAGAACUAUGGUCACUGCUUCAUGUGUCUCUUCUCUUGCUUUCUGAAUAAAUAGCUAAACGAGUGUACAAAAUGUUUUUGUAGGUCUUUUUCAGAGCAGCCAUCUUUGUUUCUUUUGCCUGCUUUGAAAAGAAAAAAGAGACUUGGUCUAAUAGUGUCGUCCCGAGCUCUGAGAAACGGCUGCAGGUGUGACGUGAGCUGCUGAUCCGCUGGUUUCAAAGAUGGAAACCAGGCGUGGAACAGAAACGCGGGCGAGGCUUGUAUCUGGCACCGCCCUGCUGGAGUAGAGAAGCUGCUGCAGGUUGGUCCUGCUGAUAAACUCAAAUACCAAAUUGAAAGAUGAACAGAAGUGCUAGAUGAAAUGUUUUUUUUUUCCUUCCAGAAAAUGGCCAUUUACAAUCUCCUGAACUAGAAUGGGAUUAUAUUCCCUCAUUUAAUCUUUCACUCCCACAGCAUUUCUCCUUCCAGGUCUGAAUUCAGCAGUGUUAAUCUAUCUAAAGUAUGUUGGUGGGCUUAUAUUGAUUUGUUUAUUUUGGUGUCCAGAAAGUUCUUCUACAUGGUUUGCAUUUCCAGAGCUGGAGAAAAAUGUGUGCAGAUUCCAUAGUUUCCUUAGAUUGUGAAAUUUUGCCUUUGUCAUUAGUCGAAACUGAUGGUAAAAAGAGGAGCUCUGUGACCUUUUAAUCUCAAAGAUGCAGUGAUGGACACCUUUCAUUUGACCUUCAUGCAGACCUGAAGGUCAGAAAAGUGGGCUCACUCCUACAGAUGGUUAAAGCAUUGGAUGUCCAAAUAAACUAGACUCUUCCAAGACGCCUAAUCACUUUAGGUUCCCAAUCAAACCUAACUUUAACAAGAGCUUCUAACUGGUUUACAAAACACCAAACUUGUGUGUUUGGAUGUGGAAUUCGCCACUCAAGUCACUUUAUUCUGAAGAAGAAGCUCCUGGGUCUGGGGUCUUUGUCUCCGCAUUCAGAGCCAGACGUUUUUCACCUAAAAAGCUGAUGGGCUGUUACAACCAAACCACUUUUCUCAGUUCUAUACAAUCCAGAAACAUUUGAGCUUCUCUCUGGUGUGACAAUAGAAGCCAGGAAGAUUUAAUGUUGCACAUUUGAACUAUCAUUGUUCUGUUUUCAUAAAUCAAGUUUGGUUAAAUGCAUUUUCUAUUUUACUUACCAUCUCUUGAAUGAGUCACAUAUUUCCUUAAUAUCAUUUUAAAAUCCGAAUGGACUCAGGGUUUCCUCUUUGCAUCAGUUUCAAUCUAAAUAGGCAGCAAAGAGUAACAACAUUUAGACGGCUGCAUGACUUUUUCUCCAAAUUUAAAGCCACAAAAUAGAAGCUGUUUCAGAGUAUUUGUUGAAAAAGAUUUGUUUUGAGAGAUGUCUGCAGCUUUCUGGUUCUUUUUAUUCAUCAGAGAGAGAGUUGGUGUAAAUUAAAGGUGACAGAAAAAUGACAGAGGGAGGUUAUGAUGAUAAAAUUGUGUUCGCUCUAAUUUAUCCUCUCCCUCGGCUCAUGUUACUGUGUACAAAAACGAGUCAGAAGAUUGAAGCUGAUCUGAUGAAAUCUAGCUUCUGAGUGGAAAUACUUACAGUCAGGAUCUGUAAUUUAUAAACCAUUUUAAAAACUUCAGUUCUGUGGUGUUCUUGUCUAAAUUUGACAUAAGUGUCUCUGAAAAUGAGUGAGCUUUGGAGUCCACAUCAGCUUGCAUUUCACUUAAAAAUCAGCAAUGACACACGUUUUAGCUUCUUGCCUGCAAGUAACUUUGAUGAGGUUUUUGGGAAAUGAUAGAAUUGUUGGCGGUCUGAAGGUUUCAGGCAGAGUCUGCUCAGUCUGGCUUUCAACCCAACAUCCAUGUUCAGUUUUUGUUUUUGUCUUCUGCACACUACGUUUUCGAAACAUUUGAAAGUACGAAACAGUCGGGGGAGAAAUACUUCAGAAAAAGACAAAGUUCCAGGUUCUCAGUGUGUUUCACAUAAAUGUGCGGGUGGGACCGUUUGUUUACAUCUUUUGUUAUCUUAUGGCUGAUGUUUGAAGAUUCAUUUAGCUCAAAGUUUGCAGUUUUCUUUGAUUUUCGUUCUUUUUUUCAUUUUUCUUCUAAUCAAUAAUUAGAAAGAACUCGACUUCUUUUGGGUGAAAUUGAUCAAAGUAACUUCCCAGAUUUUUAAAUCUGUAAGUAAACGGAUCAGCGGAGACAGAUGUGUUUCAUGAGGAUUUGUAUAAGAAGUGCCAUUCAAUUCCAGAGCAAUGCAUCAACUGUUCAUGUUUGCAAUCCAACAUUUGGGCAAAAAGUGGUGCCAAAAUAAAAAUAAAAGGAAGAUGGCGAUAUCUGUUUAAAUCUGUUCACCUGUUUUGCAUAUGACUUCUUUUCUUGGCCAUUUGUAUUAAAACCAGAAAUGACACAUUAUCAAACGGUGUUCUAUCAGGGCACUCACAAACAUUUUCAUUUUUCUGAUUUCAGUCUCCGUUUUUGAACUUGUUCGAACUAUUGACACUCUUCCUUGUGUACAAUGACUUUUGCACAGAUUU